Molecule: messenger RNA, 4608 nt
Organism: Octopus bimaculoides (California two-spot octopus)
Lineage: Eukaryota; Metazoa; Mollusca; Cephalopoda; Octopoda; Octopodidae
Source: RefSeq, a predicted model, not a curated record
GGUUUAGUCAUUUAUAAAACUAAGGUCAGCUAUAGCUGUUAGAAAUAAACUGUUACGUUUACAAAUUUAGUGAAAAGUGGAAGUUUCAUUGAUUGAAUGGUAAGAACUGAUUUCUAAUCGUUAGAGAGUGCUAUGUAGUUUCCUGCUGUUAUUAUUAUUGACCCCCGGGACAAACCGGGAAGUAAAUUAGAUAACAUUGUCAAGAUUAUAUUAAAAAAAAAACAAACAAAAAAACGAGAAAUUGUGCUGGAGGCGUAUAGAGAAUAAGAGAUAAGUGAAUGAAAACUAAGACUGCAUUCUAAGAGACAGCAAAAGAAAUAAAGGACGACAAGUAUUGUUUAAAUUUGGGAAACACAAUAUCGAAAUUUUGGAGAAAUACAAGAAGAGCCUUCUUUAAUCAGCAAUUGCUUUUUUUUGGUUGAUUGUAUAAUAAUAUAACAGCUAGAAUCAUAUAGCUUUCACCGUACUUGCCGAUUCCUAAUGACUGAAUGAUGAUAAUACCAAAUGAAGUUGGCAUAUUAUUAUGCAAAGGCUUAAGGAAGAUGCUAUACCAAACUUAUGCAACUUUGUUUAUUUAAAUUCAUGGUAGAAUUCCUGUGGAAUAUUUACUUGAACUGACAUUAAAAGCAAAAUUUCCCAACUUUUGCUGCCUAGAAAAAGUAAUAGAUGAUUUGAGAUUCUAAUGAAACUUGAGAAAACUUUACAAAGGAAAUCACAGUAUCUUCAGAUACUGACAAAGAUAUCAGUUGAUGGAAGUAAACCAGUAGAAAUAUUUGUACUGGUCAAAAUAUAAAAGUAAAAAGAAGAAAAAUAUCCUUAUAUUGUGGUGAAAAAAGAAAAAGUAUAGAAAAAUGAUUUAUGAGAGGAACUUAAAAGAUUGAUUUUUUUUUUUUUUUUACUGGAGAGAUGCCAAAAGAGAUAGUGAAAGCAUUAUACCAUUGUGAUAUCUGUGGUAUAUCAUUCUCUCAGAAAGGUAACUUAGUUACUCACAAACGUGUACAUACUGGAGAAAAACCAUAUUACUGUAAUAUCUGUGGUAAAUCAUUCUCACAAAGUCAUGCUUUAACUAAACACAAACGUAUUCAUACAGGAGAGAAGCCAUAUAACUGUGAUAUCUGUGGUAAGUCAUUCUCUGUAAAAUGUAACCUAACUACUCACAAACGGAUUCAUACAGGAGAGAAGCCAUAUCACUGUGGUAUUUGUGGUAAAUCAUUCUCUGAAAAUGGUGUCUUAACUAAACACAAACGCAUUCAUACAGGAGAGAAACCAUAUCGUUGUGAUAUUUGUGGUGAAUCAUUUUCUGAAAAUGGUAUCUUAACUAAACACAAACGCAUUCAUACUGGAGAGAAGCCAUAUCACUGUGAUAUCUGUGGUAAAUCAUUCUCACGAAAUGAUCACUUAACUAGGCACAAAUACACUCAUACAGGAAUUAAGUUAUACAACUGUGAUAUCUGUGGUAAAUCUUUCUCUGAAAAUGGUGUCUUAACUAAACACAAGCGCAUUCAUACAGGAGAGAAACCAUAUCACUGUGAUAUUUGUGGUCAGUCAUUUUCUGAGAGUAGUACUUUAACUAUUCACAAACGAAUUCAUACAGGAGAGAAACCAUAUCACUGUGAUUUCUGUGGUAAAUCAUUCUCUCAUACAGGGAACUUAAACAAACACAAAUAUGUUCAUACAGUAUUCUAUCAUAUCAAGAAAGCGAACCGUAAUAGAUUACCAGGACAUUUCUCGGCUUUUAAGAAUUCUCUGAGAAUUAAUAUGGGAGAUGUUAAUAACUUGAACACUUCUAACACAAUUGUUUUUACCAAUACAAAUACAGUUAAACAGACAUACAGCAAUGAAAAAUCUUUACGAAGUAAAACCUUUUCUGUGCAAAGAUCAUCACACAGAAAUGUUCCAGAAUUUUGCUGUGAGAUUUGUAAGAAAACAUAUCCUUCAAAACAUGAAGCCUUCAAACACAAAGAAACACACAAGGAAAACCCCUAUCAUUGUGAAAUGUGUGGGAAAUAUUUUGUUUCACGGACGAAAUUAACAAAACACAGAAGGAUUCACACUAGGGAAAAACUUUUCCUUUGUAAAAUUUGUGGGAAAUCUUUCAUGAAGAAUUCGAAUCUUGUUGUUCACAUACGUAGUCAUACUGGAGAAAAACCCUUUAGCUGUGAAAUAUGCGGGAAAUCUUUCGUGGACAAUUGUUAUUUAAAAAAACACAAAACAUUACACACAGGAGAAAAACCGAAUCGCUGUGAGAUAUGUGGCAAAUCUUUCAUUAGUAGUUCGAAUCUUGUUAUCCACAAACGUAGUCACACUGGAGAAAAACCUUACUGUUGUAAAAUAUGUGGAAAAUCUUUUGCCUCUAAUUGUCACUUAAACAGACACAAACGCUUACAUUCUGGUGAAAAACCAUACUGCUGUGAUAUUUGUGGGAAGUCUUUUGUCUCAAAUGGUAAUUUAAGCAGACAUUCAAGGAUACACACGGGGGAAAAACCUUAUCGUUGUGUAAUAUGUGGAAAAUCAUUUACCACUCACAGUCUUUUAAAAACGCAUGCAAUGACACACACUGGUAAUAAGCCUUAUAAUUGUGAAAUUUGUGGAAAAUCAUUCGUUAGAAAUUCUGAUCUUGUGGUUCACAAACGUAGACACACUGGAGAAAAACCAUUUCAUUGUAAAAUAUGUAGCAAAUCUUUCAUAUCCAACAGUGAAUUAAACAGGCACAAAAGAAUACAUACUGGAGUAAAGCCGUUUCAAUGUCAAGUAUGUGGCAAAUCAUUCUUUAGUAAUUCAAAACUUGUUUACCACAAUCGAAGUCACACUGGUGAAAAGCCCUAUCGUUGUGAAAUAUGUGGAAAGCCUUUUGUUUCUAACUCUAGUUUGACAAUACAUAGAAGAAUACACACUGGAGAGAAGUUGUUUCACUGUGAAACGUGUGGAAAAUCAUUUGUCUCCAAUGGUGAUUUAACAAAACACAAAAGAACGCACACUGGAGAGAAGCUGUUUCGCUGUGAGAUUUGCGGGAAAUCUUUUACCCAGAGUUCUAGCUUUGUUAUUCACAGAAGAAUACACACCGGAGAAGAACCUUAUCAUUGUGUAACGUGUGGGAAAUCGUUUAUCAGCAGCAGUAUCUUAAAGACACACAAGCAAACACACUCAGGAAGGAAGCCUUUCAACAGAAAAAAGUGAAAGAAUCAUUCUGUUGCAAAUUUAAACUCAUAGUCCACAACUGGUACACACUGAAGAACAUUUGGCAUGGAGAAAUGAUUCCCUUAAAGUUCUCAACUACAUACACACACAUAUAUAUAUAUAUGUAAUAAUAAUAUUAGGGACAAAAUCCAAAAUUACAGGUAAAAACUCAAUUAAAAUCAAUUUAUAAAAAAUUAAAAUUAAAUCGAGCUUUAUAGAUUAAAAUAUAUAGUUUUAGGGAAAAUAACCAAGUUUCAAGAACUCAUCGAUGAGUUCUUGAAACUUGGUUAUUUUUUCUCUCUCUCUCUCUCUCUCUCUCUUUCUCUCUCUCUCUCUCUCUAUAUAUAUGAUCAGUACAUGUGUGGUAGGGUGGAGUGAAAAUAAAAAAUUGUGGAAAUUAAAAAUGCCUGAGGGCUAAAAUGUUGCUAUAUUUCAUUACUAGAAAAAUGCUAAAUUUUCGCUGAAAUCAAUGAAGGGCAUUUCCUCCCUCGUGCCCCCCUAAACUCCAAAAAUGGGGAUUUUUGUAAUUUUUUACAAUUGCGAAGUUUGAGGGAGUAAAUGUCCUUGACUGAUCUAAGAUAAAAUUCAGCAUUUUUCUACUAAUCAAAUAUAGCAACAUUUUAGCCCUUAGGUAUUUUCAAUAUAGCAAGAUUUUAGGUCUCGGACAUUUUCAAUUUCCACAAUUUGCUAUUUUCACUCCACCCCAGAUUUCAUAAUCUAUAUACCCACACUCACAUACAUGUGUGUUAGGGUGGAGUGAAAAUAAAAAAUUGUGGAAAUUGAAAAUGCCUAAGAGCUAAAAUGUUGCUAUAGUUGAUUAAUAGAAAAAUGCUAAAUUUUCACUUUGAUCAGUGAAAGACAUUAACUCCCUCAACCUCUUCAAACACUGCUAUUGUAAAAAAAUUUUCAAAACUUCCCCAUUUUCAGAGUUUAGGGGGCUUGAGGGAGUAAGUGCCCUUGAUUGAUUUCAAUGAAAAUUUAGUAUCUUUCUCAUAAUCAAAUAUAGCAGCAUUUUAGCCCUCAGGCAUUUUCAAUUUCCACAUUUUAAAAAUUUUCACUCCACCCUUCUGUGUGGUAAGACAUUUGUUUCCCAACUACAUGACUAGGUUUAGUUUCACUGCAUGGCACCAGGAGCAAGUGUCUUCUACAUUGGCCUUGUGAGUAGAUUUGGUAGGCUGAGGCUGAAAGAACCCUGUCGUGUGUAUGUGUAUAUAUAAUAUAUAUGUGUGUGUUUGUCUUCUCCCCACACACACUGCUUUAUCAAAACUGAAAUGUUUUUCUGUUAUUGAUGUUUUACCCCAGAUUAAAAAAAUUCUCUCUCAAACAUUACUAGCAAACUUUGUCAGAACCACCUUUCCUUCUUUAACACUUUGUUUUGAUAUCAAUCCAUGUUAAAUAAUUUUGGAAAUAAAUUCCUAUUUUCAAGUUGUA